AUUAUUUUCUUCUUGGUGUAAUUAUUAAAGUACUUUACAGUGUAUGUUAUAAUACGCAACACAGUUUUUUUUGUAAAAAACGGUUACCCGUUGCAAAAUACAGCACGGCAUGUUUUGAUUCGCUUCGUUAGUGAACGUCCAGCUGUACUCAGGUCAUCACCGACAUAACAGAAUCAUCCGAAAGAAAUGUUGAUGUGAACAUGCUGUUAACCUCACUUCCGUAGUAAGAAAAAGUAAAGCCAAACACAAAACAUUCUAUCACCUUCCGUUUCUAUGGUGAAAAUGGUUGUCACAUUGUUAAAGUAUGUAGGACUGCGUACAAUUUGGAGAAAGUACAGUGCUAGUGAAAUGUACUGUAGUACCCCAUCGAAGCCUUGCCUUGCACACAGUUCAAUUCAGAUAUAUCCGCCUAUAUGUUUACACGAAACUGACAUGUGUACAGGAUUUAGUAUAGCCCCUUUUGCUCUACAUUUGUGUACAUCGUUGUCAUACAGGCUACAAUCCAUUCAGGUUAGAAGAGAGACGGCAUUUUCAAUAUAGACAAUGUGAUCAAUAUAGUCAUUUCCUUUCAAUUUGCUAUUCUGAAAUUGGUGAAACUGCACAUACAAUAUAAAAUACAAGCAUUGUCUAUUUAAACAAAAAGCUAUCGUUCAUCCGUUCACUGCAGUUACAGCAUUUUGUUAUCUGACUUUGUAUGUUCCAUUUAUCAGGUCGCUCAUUUUUACUUGUCAUUGGGUGUGGAAUAAUUCUGGGGAAGCUGUUAACGCUUCUGUUUUUUAUGUUGCUAAGUUUUGAAACUCAGGAAUAAACACGCAGUCUAUCAACGUUUUUAACUUUUACCGUGACAUUUCAGUACUCUGUGUUUCCAUUCGCUAUGAAAGUUCUGUUAUUAAAAGAGCCAAAGGAAGGGGACUCUGGAUCUGACCCGUAUGUUCAGGAGUUAGCGUCAUAUGGGUUGAAAGCUACCAUGAUCCCUGUCUUGUCUUUUGAGUUUGUUUCCCUCAAUGCAUUAUCUGAAAAGCUGUCACACCCAGAUAAAUAUGGUGGGCUCAUCUUUACCAGCCCCAGGGCAGUGGAAGCUGUGAGCUUGUGUCUAGAACAGAACAGUAAAAGAGAAGAAUGGAUGGAAAGUUUGAAGGAUCAAUGGAAUGCUAAAUCUGUUUAUGUUGUGGGUAAAGCCACAUCCUCUUUGGUUCAAGAAGUUGGCUUGAUCCCUCAGGGUGAAGAUACAGGAAACGCAGAUAAGCUAUCCGAAUAUAUAUGUAAAAAGGAAAACUCAGAUUCGCUGCCUCUUCUUUUUCCCUGUGGAUCACUUAAAAGAGAAGUACUACCCAAAGCGCUGAAGGAUAAUGGUGUGCCGUUGGAAAGUGUGACUGUCUAUCAGACUGCCCAGCAUCCCAAUCUUCAGAAAGCCCUCAGUGAAUAUUUCUCAAAAGAGGGCAUACCAGAAAGCAUUACUUUCUUCAGUCCAUCAGGAGUAAAGUUUUGCCUAAAAACACUCCAGAAAUUGUCAGGGAAUCACAUUGAUCAGAUAAAGUUUGCAGCCAUUGGACCAACCACAGCUGAUGCCAUGAAUGCUGAAGGACUGACUGUCAGUUGUUCAGCUGAGAAGCCCACAGCUCAGGACCUGGCGUUGGGGAUAUCACAAGAACUUAAGAAAAUUAAUUCCACGAUGCUGAGUUGUAUCCAGCUGAUUGCACUCGCCUGCGUGACCCUCAUCGCUCGCUGUGCGGCUGAGAAGCUGUUCCACAGCAGAGAUCACUCCGAUGUCGAGAUUUCAGCGACUCAACAAACCGCGCUUAUUAUCGACCAAGACGCUGCACAGCAAUUUCUUAAAAAAUCUGGGUUUACAAAGCCAGUCAACUGGGAAGAAAUGCAAUACGAGAGUGCACCUGUCCCUGUCAAUGAUGACCCGGCUACCGUGGACAUCCGAGAGGGGGACUCGUUGACCCGAGCUGGAGAUGACAGUGUCCCUGAAGACUCCAUGCAGAACCCAGAUUACAUCAACGCUCUGAAAGAGUUCCAGAAGAUGUACAACCUACCCGUCACAGGAGAGCUCGAUGACACCACCAAGGCUGCAAUGAAUAAACCAAGGUGUGGAGUCCCAGACAAGGAGGCCAAUGACACUAGCAUGGUCAAUGGAACGUCCAGUGACCUUAGUGAGACACACCACAAUAGCACUGCAGGCAGUGACGCUCAGAGUCUGAAUCACACCCAGGCUGGUAAUGCCACAGCAGGCUCCACGGAGCCAGUCCGGAGGAAGCGGUUUCUGGAAACUCUCUUGGUCAGGAAGAGGAAGAAACGGGCAGUGGACAACAUGUUCGGCUUGACAGGGCAGAUGGCCUUCUCCAAGAAAAUGCUGAAAUGGAGGCUCAUCGGAGAAGGCUACAGCAGCCAGCUGUCCAUUUACGAACAAAGAUAUAUUUUCAGGCUAGCGUUCAGGAUGUGGAGCGAGAUCUGCCCAUUGGAAUUUGAGGAGGAUAACUCCUCACCAUUAGCAAUGAUCGAUAUGAGACUGGGCUUUGGGACAGGGCGACACUUGGGCUGCACACAGACGUUUGAUGGGGCUGGUCGUGAGUUUGCCCACGCCUGGUACCUUGGAGACAUUCACUUUGAUGAUGAUGAGCAUUUCACUGCUCCCAACAGCGACAAUGGAAUCAGUCUGCUCAAAGUUGCAGUUCAUGAGAUUGGACACGUUUUGGGAUUACCACACAUCUACAGGACUGGGUCCAUCAUGCAGCCUAGUUAUAUCCCCCAGGAUUCAGACUUUGAAAUCGACUGGCUGGACAGGAAAGCUGUCCAGCAUCUUUAUGGUGGGUGUGUAGGGCCCUUUAGCACUGUGUUCGACUGGAUCCGGAAAGACAGAACCCCAUACGGUGAACUGGUGGUCCGAUUUAACACAUACUUCUUCCGUGACAGCUGGUACUGGCUGUACGAGAACCGCAACAACAGGACCCGUUACGGGGACCCCAUCGCUCUGCAAGUAGGCUGGCAUGGCAUCCCCUCGGAUGGCAUCGACGGGUUUGCCCACGUGUGGACCUGGAGAAUCGAUGCUGCGUACUUCUUUAAAGGCACUCAAUACUGGAGGUACGACAGCGAGAAUGAUCAAGCAUACACAGAAGACUCCGAAGGACGCAAAUACCCCCGGCUGAUAUCUGAAGGGUUCCCCGGCAUCCCCAGCCUCAUUGACACAGUCUUCUACGAUAGGAGAGACUACAAAAUGUACUUCUUCAAAGACUCACUGGUGUAUGCUUUCGAUGUGAACAAAAACCAGAAAGACAGUGGCUUUCCCAAGAGAAUCACAGACAUGUUCCCAGCCGUGGUGGCCAAUGACCACCCUGCUGGAAACCUGGAUGCUGUGUAUUUCUCUUACACCCACAACUCCAUCUUCUUCUUCAAGGGCAUGUACUUCUGGAAGGUUGUUGACAACCGAGACAGGCUUAAAAACCCAUCCUUUCCCUACAACGGACUCAUGCCUCGUCAAAAUGUGGCUAACCAGUGGUAUGACAUUUGCAACGUGCACUCUUCAGUGUUAAAAAUAAAGUCCUAGAGCCUAGAAGCUGGGAUAUUUUAAUGACGGGUGUAAAUGCAUUUACUGAAGAAAUUCAAAGAGAGAUUUUAUAUAAUGUAUAUAUAUGAGUGCAAGGGCUAUGCAGAACAUUUGAAUGAAUUUCCCUUUAAGAUACCUGCAAAAAGAAACCACAAUUAGAUAAAAUUAUAUGUUCUAUCCAAAAGUCCAUUCAAAUAUUUUGUCUCUUUUUUUUUUUUUUUUUGCCUUUUCUGUAUUGGGACCUUAUGUUAUAGACGUACCUUUUGUUGUUGUCUUAAUUGUAAGAUUUAUUUAUUUUUUUUCUCAAUUUGAAUAUUUAUAAUUGAGUGCAGUUCUAGUGUAAUAAAAAAAAUAAAAAUAAACCAAGAGCAAUGUAAAUUCCUGAUUUUGAUGCAAAAAUAUAUUAUGUAUAAAUGUCUCCAACUUAAUGUUUAUUUUGUGUUGUAGAUUUGUGUGUUUAAAAAGACAAACAUUUUCUGAAAUGACAGAUAAUUCAGUUGGCCUGCCAUUAAAUGAUCUUCAUUAAAACUUCUCUCUUGGUUUCUUCACUACAUGUUUAACACUUUCUGUGCUGCACUGUUUU
This is a messenger RNA of Acipenser ruthenus (sterlet), 4133 nucleotides long. RefSeq names its product matrix metalloproteinase-21. The record is from RefSeq and is a predicted model, not a curated record. The coding region runs from base 875 to 3550 and encodes 891 amino acids. Gene Ontology annotation, molecular function: metalloendopeptidase activity; uroporphyrinogen-III synthase activity; zinc ion binding. The transcript has 16 exons. Lineage: Eukaryota; Metazoa; Chordata; Actinopteri; Acipenseriformes; Acipenseridae. Gene Ontology annotation, cellular component: extracellular matrix. Gene Ontology annotation, biological process: uroporphyrinogen III biosynthetic process; proteolysis.